Archocentrus centrarchus (flier cichlid) is the source of this 12176-nucleotide messenger RNA. RefSeq names its product A kinase (PRKA) anchor protein 6 (gene akap6). NCBI's taxonomy places the organism in Eukaryota, Metazoa, Chordata, Actinopteri, Cichliformes, Cichlidae. Gene Ontology annotation, molecular function: transmembrane transporter binding; protein kinase A binding. The transcript has 23 exons. The record is from RefSeq and is a predicted model, not a curated record. Bases 307 to 8268 code for a protein of 2653 amino acids. Gene Ontology annotation, cellular component: sarcoplasmic reticulum; perinuclear region of cytoplasm.
GCAUCAUCAUCAUCAUCCCUCCCAUCCGUCCUUUCACCCCACCGUCCCAUACUGAGCUGGUGGCUAGUUUAGCUUUAGCCUCCUCUCUGUUAGCAUCAUCUCUCCCUCUCUCUCCCUCUCUCUCUCUUUCUGCAGUGGGAUUGCCACAACAUCAAAGGCACCUCCCUCCUUCUCACUGUGCAUCCUCUGACAGAAAAGAAGAGAAGAAAGGAAUGAGAUGGACUAAAGGAUGAAGAGAGAUGUGUGUAAUUCAGUGAGUCCUGUCCACCCACAUUAGGAAUCGUGUACCUCUCCUUCUCCAACACCAUGAGUGUCGUAGCUCUCUCACCGGUGGCCCCUGAUCCAACCUCACCGAUGCUCACCUCCAUCACUCCUGUUACCCCAAACUUGGACCCUGACACCUCGAACUCACUUGCUGCUAUCAGUGCUGCUCCUCUCAGCCUGGAGCAUCAGCUGAAAGAUGGUUCUCCCUCACCGGGCCCUGGCCCCAGCCCGGGAAGCCCCGCUGAAACACCUCACCUGGGGCAAGACCUCUCCCGGAGGUCAAAGAAACCUCCUCCUCUCCAUACUGGAGCCGACUGGAAGGUCGUUCUCCACCUACCGGAGAUUGAGAAGUGGCUGAGAGCGACCAGUGACAGAGUGACGCAGCUCACACACUCUGUGGGACAAGACAGCAACAACCGGCACGUGGACGUCCACCUAGUGCAGCUCAAGGACAUCUGUGAGGAUAUCUCAGACCAUGUGGAGCAGAUCCACGCCCUGCUGGAGACGGAGUUCUCCCUGAAGCUUCUGUCCUACUCUGUUAACAUUAUUGUUGACAUCAGGACGGUGCAGCUGCUGUGGCACCAGCUGAGAGUCUCAGUUCUGGUCCUGAAGGAGCGUCUGCUGCAGAGCUUGCAGGACUCCAACGGAAACUAUACCCGCCAGACUGACAUCCUGCAGGCCUUCAGCCAGGAUCAGCACCAGACCCGUCUGGACGCUCUGACAGAGGUAGACGAUUGUGGUCAGCUGACUAUCCGCUGCAGCCAGGACUACUUCUCUCUGGACUGUGGUAUCACCGCCUUUGAGUUGAGUGACUACAGUCCCAGUGAUGAAACGGAGGUCCGGGUAACAGAGCCUAGUGGUGAGGACGCCCUACAGGACCUCAACCAAACCCAAGAUCCAAACCAGGAACCAGGAACUGAGGAGAGCAAAGGUUCCCAUCUGUCAAACCACAUAAUCCAUAACGGUUUACCUGAACACUCUGACUCAACAAACCAUAACCCUUCUCCAUCUAUAUUACCCACAAUGCAAUGUGGCAUGUCCAACCACAAUGAAAAUGCGAAGCGCCCUCUGCAGGGUGAGAGCCGCAGCACUGAAGUGUCGCCCACACAACCAUCGCUUCCCAAGCGAGCUGCUCUGUUCUCAGAUGGAGCAGCCAGGGUGGAGGACUUAGUGGGAGGUUCGGCGAAGGUUAGCCCAUUCUCAGGGAUCCAGUUCCAGUCUGAGCUGAGCCGAAGCACCCCGUCUCUCAUGGAUCCUCCAGACCGCUCCAAGUUCUGGUUGGAGCUGGACUCGGUCUAUCCGGAAAAUGUUUCACAGUCCUACGAGAGCCUGCAGGUCAUGAAUGGGUGCAACAUACAUAGAAACCAUGCGGGUUCCAGAUAUGUAGGACACCCAGAUGGGAGUGCACAGAGGCUUCUGCCUGACCAGAGAAGCUCAUCUGGGGCCAGACCGACCACCAACGCCCCCCUGCCUUUGCAGAACCUGAUGUCUCAGAGUGAAACAUCAAAUGAAAUGGAGAGGAUGCAGAAGGAGACACAUACACACAGUGAGGGGGACUCUGACUCCCCCUUGCCUUCUCCCAUGAGGGAGCAACCUCUCUCCUCAGACUUGGAAGCAUCAGGAGAGGAGUCGGACCCCCGACCGCCUCCUGGCAAGACGGCGGUCUGGAUUGUAAAGCGCCAGGGUCAGAGGGGAACCCACGUCUCAUCAAAAUCCAGCCCAGACAGGGAGCACUGGUAUGGGUCUGAAGAGUUCCUGGCUCUCCCUGCUCAGCUCCGCAAAACAGAGAUGCUUGCUAUGAAACUAGAAAGCCUGACUCAGACCAUCCCCUUGAGACCAGAUGGCUCCACCCAGGAGGCUUUGCAGGAUGUGGAUGAUUGGGAUUUGACUGAGCUCAACCCAGACUGGGAUGUAGGGGAGAGCAGGGACAACGCGAGCAGUGUAGUGGACAGUGGGGAUGACAUUCCUUCUCCUCUGCCAUCGCUGCUUGCUCACAGGCGAAACUUGCUCGGCCGCUUUAGCCCCAGUUCCUCCAGCGAUGUUGCCCCCUCACUGGAUGAAAGCAUCGAGUCGGGCCCGUUAAGUGACCUGCAGUCUGAGGAGGAUGAGGGUCGAAGGUCAGCAGACCAUCAGCUUCAGCUGACCACGCGCCCGAUGAAAGGGCGUGGAUGUGCAUCUCUGGUGCAACAGCUGCUGGAUGACAUUCACAGUCACGACAAAGACCCUGAUAUCUGGAAGAAGAUUGAGUAUUUCGUGCGGCAGUUGGACGGGUUCAUCUCGUGGCUUCAGGAGGCGCUGGACAGCACAGAGAACUGGAUGCAGCCCAGACAGGACCUGGAUAGCCUGAGGGUAUACCUAGACACACACCUGAGUUUCAAGCUAAACGUGGACAGUCACACCGCUCUGAAGGAAAGCAUUAUGGAAGAAGGCAAAGCGCUGCUCAGCAUCAUCACCUUCCAGCAGUCUGGUCUGAAGGAUAUCCUCCAUAUGGUUUCCAGCCAAUGGGAUCAGCUCCAGCGGCAGAUCCGGCGCCAGCAUAGCUGGAUGCUCCGUGCCCUCCGCUGCAUCCAGGCCCGCCUCCUCUAUACCAACCAGUUACACGAGCCCUUCAUGGCCUCAGGGGAACUGUCAGCCAAUUGGCUGCCUUCUUGCCCAGCUGACGGCCUCAAGGUGGAGCAGAUCUCUAGUCAGUGUGAAGCCCAGCGAAUCGCCUUGGAGCAGAUGGCAAUCAAGCUCAGCAGCCUGCACUACCCCUCAUCCACCAACAGGGGGCAAUGCAGUCAGGUGGCCAGGAACAACAGUCUGCAGGAGUUUGAGGCAGAAUACCAGGAGCUGUGGGAUUGGCUGAUGGACAUGGAUGCCAUGGUAACAGACAGUCAUCAGCUGAUGUUGUCAGAAGAACAGAGACAUCACCUCUUCAAGAGCAGCCACACUGAGCUGACGAUGAUGGAGAGCAGGAAGACCAACCUGCUGGGCCGAGCCGAGUCUCUGAAGAGGAGUGGCGCUGAACUACCCAGCAACUUCCACUGCAAAAUACACAACCUGACGCACACGUGGAGACAGCUGGAGAAAAUCCUCUCCAAACAUGCAGGACCCAGUUCUUCCGAGCAAAACCAGUCAUCCAACAUGAAAGGUCAGCUGGUUGGAGGUCAAGGUGUCACUGUGGAAAACCCUCGCUCCGCCCUGUCCCCGCUUACCAACUCACUCCUGGAGCAGCUAGAGGCUCGCAUCAAGGAGCUGAAGGCGUGGCUGCGAGACACUGAACUGCUCAUCUUUAACUCCUGCCUCAGGCAGGACAAAGAUGCUUCAGAGCAGCUCCAGAGCUUCAAGUCCCUGUGUUCGGACAUACAAGCCCGACGGCGUGGAGUCUCCUCUGUUCUGAAACUCUGCCAGAAGCUGCUGCAGCAAAGCCAGUCGGGCCCCAUGGCUGAAGUGGGCCCAGAUGCGGAGCAGCACAGAGAGGCCCUGCAGCUGCUGUCUAUCAACCUGGAGAGAAGGUGGGAGGCGAUCGUGAUGCAGGCGCUGCAGUGGCAGAACAGACUGAAGAGAGAGCUGGGAGAGCAGCAGGUUCCUGGGAACUUUUUGGAACCAGGUUUGGUGGACCUCCACCAACUCAGCCCAGUCUCUGCUGGUCCAGUGGCACCAGUGCAGGAUGACUCCUGGGAAUGGGAUGAAACCGAUAUGACAAUCACGGAAGCAGAACCACAAGAUGUACUAGAACCUGACCUUACACACAACCUCCCCACAGAACCAAAUCUUCCUUCAGACAAUGUUCUGUCCAAUGAAAAUCAACCUGCCAUGGUUAGAACCACUGUCCCAGCCACUCAGUGUCCUGAGAUAAUGCCAAGAGGUGGAUCAUCGUUGGAGGUUCAGCACAAUAUGACCCCCCAAACUGCACCCGCUAACAACAAUAACAUAUACCAAGUGUACAGCCUCCACAAUAUUGAAUUGUACAGACAGCCUCAGUUUCCUUACACUUCCUCCUUACUGCAGAAAAACAAAUCAGGGAAACGGAAACAGCAAGUACUGCUGAAGAGUUUGAGUAAGGAUUCCUCUUUCUCCUCCAUCGAAUCCCUCCCAGACCUCCUGGGAGGUUUGAUGUCAAACAGCCGUGGAGGAAGAAACCGAGGUGGAGGCAGUGAGGGUGGAAGAGGAAGCGGUCAGUCAUCAAACAGUCGUCGCUCAGAGUGCGAAAGCGGGAUUGUCAGUGAUACGGGAGACACAGAGACAACAACCAACUCUGAAGUCCCAGGAGAGGAAGAAGAACUAGGGAAAGAAGAGGAGGAUGAAAAUGAGCAUGGGAAAGGUGAAGCUGUAGAUCAGCACACAGACAGUGGUACCAAGUACAAUCACAAAAGCAAGUCAGAAAUGAACAAGAACAAAGGAUGGAGGAGGAGUGAACUUGGAAGUGACACCAAAAGAAACAGAGAGGUGGAGAAGAGGAGAAGGCACAGGAGGGGAGGUGGAGAGGCUGUUGAAAUCCUAAUUAAUGGACGUGGCAUCCUGACACCUGCAGAUUCUGACUCUGACUUUGAGGUGGGGGGACCUGUUAACUCCUCAAAAUUUUUCAUGUCCCAUAGUGAUGACUUCAUGAUUGAGCAGUAUAAUGGUUUGGAAACUCCUCCUGUCCUCAGCCGCCGGGCAUCAAGUCCAGUUUUAUCUCAAGGCUCCUCUCUAGAGUCCCUUCUGGCUCCGGGUGUGGAGUUAUUCCCCUCCAAAGAGCCACUGCACCGUAGUGCCUCUCUGGAAAGUGGCCUGAUCCUAUGUCGCAGUAGUGAUGGUGAGAUUGGAGGUAGUCUUGCCAGUCUUGGUGAGCUGGAGAAAGAGCAGAAAAGUGGAAAUGAUGGAGACCAGCAAAGAAAGGAAACUAACACUGAAAUUGUACAAGGAGAACCUUCCUCUGGGGAGCUGAGCCGGAGAACCCUUGAUCUCUUGAAACGUCUGGAGAACAUCCAGAGUCCUCUGGCAACAAAGAUGACCCGGAGUGUUUCUGACGUGACACUUCAGGGGAGCUCCCCACAGAGGAGCCCACUCCCUGCCUCACCCUCUCUCGGGGGUCGACACGCCCCACUAUCCGGGAUUUCAUGCUCUUUGCGGAAAGGGCCUCCAUCACUGAUCAAUGAGAGUUCAGCAACAGCAUCCCUAACAGAGCUGAGCAGCACUGAGGAGUCAUCGCUGGGCUCUGAAGAUUUGGUCAUACUCAGAAAUCAGAAGCACCUUUUCCUGGAUCCCACAGUGGCAGCCAAUGCAAACUCUUCCAGAAAACGGUGCCAUGGCAUGAGCAGAGGAGGGCAAGGCGUGGAUGAAGCUGAUGCAACCAGUUUGAGCAUGGUGGUGAACGUCUCUUGUACAUCAGCGUGCACAGAUGAAGAUGAGGACGACAGCGACCUCCUGUCAUCCUCCACACUCACACUCACAGAGGAGGAGCUUGGCAUUCGGGAGGAAGAGGACGAAGGAGACAGACUGAGCGGUGCAUCCUCAGGUCAUGAGGAUGUUGAGGAAGAUGAUGAAGAAGAAAUGGAGGGCUCUUAUGCACUGCGUCUUGAGUACAUGAAGAAGGAGCUCCAAAAUUGGAUCCGAUCUCCUCGUGCCUCCUCUUCUAAAACAGAAGCAGUCCUCCGGGAUGAGCUGCAGUGUGGAGCCAACCUGUCCUCCUCCUUCACAUCUUCCCCUCAGAUUAAGGAGCAACGCUGUUUUUUAAGCCGCUCAGCUGCAAAAUUAUUAGAUACCAAUAGCGAUGAUGGCAAUAAUAAAGUGAAGACAGAAAAGAGAGGAAAGGAGGAAGAGGAGGAAAACAGAAGGAACGCGACAAGAAGCUACAUCAGCCAGUUUGUGGACGAUGUGGAGAAUGGAAAUGUGGACCAGAGCUGUUUAAAGGGGAAGGAUGAAGAUGAUGAGCUCCUCCGAGAGGAGUCCAGCAUGUUCACCAAGAAAGGAGAGUCUCUAAGGGAUUCAUACAUGUUUGCCAAAACAGGAGAGCUGGUUCAAGAUGUUAGCAACUUGAUUGUGAUAACAGAAUCAACCACAACAAAGGAGCUGUGUUCAUCUCCAUCCUGUGAGCUGCUCUCUUUCCCUUCCAAGCACGCUUCCUCUUUGGUGGGGCAGCUUCGGGGAGAGUUGCCCUGUCACAGCUCCUCCCUCCCUUCUCCUCCUUCCCUCUCUCCAGUGGAGGACUGCAGAUCCCACAACACUCUGCACAACAGCCGGCCAGCAGCCAGCAGAAGGAAGGCCAUCACCAGUCAGGAAAAGUUCAGAUUCUCAUCUGUUGUGACGGAGGAGACGAGGAGUGAAGUCAGAGACAAACAUUCAUCCCUGCUUCCCAAAAAAUGGCACAAUUCUCACUCUUCCUGCUGCAAGCACCUUCCUUCCCCCUCUUCCCUGCAUCCACGCAGUGUAGAAGAAAACAGGAAAGAGAACGUGCAUGACUUUGUGAUGGAGAUUAUUGACAUGACUUCACUGGCACUGAAAAGCAAAGAGAACCAGACUGAAGAACUGAACCAGACUGAGGCCAAUGGGCCAGUUCCAGACCAAGGUUCUGCAUCACUAGCACAGAUCAGAGACAAGGUGCUCGAACACUCCCACAGACCCCUCCACCUUAAGAAGGGAGACUUCUACUCCUAUCUGUCUCUCUCAUCCCAUGACAGCGACUGCGGCGAGGUCAGUCAGUGCACUGAGGACAAGAGCUCCACCCCAGCACCCUACAGCAUCCCAUCAUACGUCACGCCAACACAAGGUCUCCACAGCCCGAGCCCUGAGCUGUUCACAAGCACCAAACUGCAAACUUCCACUUCAGCGCAGUCUUCUAAAUGCUCCUCUCCUGGUCUUGGCGACAAAAACAAAGUCCGCCGUCUUGAUCUAAAGUCUGCUGACAACGAAGCUUUCAGUUCUGUUAAUGGUAUCCAUGUUGAAGAGCAAACUAGCCCCUCUCUAUCCCUGCCUCCCAGCCCUGACAUCAGGGAAGAGGUGACUUUGUUUGAAGCCUGUACAGAGGAGGUUUAUCUAGGUCCGCCUCUCUGCUACAGCAUGGUGCUCACCAAGAAACCACAACGGUUCUUUCUGAAGGAGAAUUUUGAGUCCUCCCUGUCAUUUGGCUGUGAAUUGAAUGGCAGCGCAUCUUCCUUGCCUUGCUUAAACAACAAUCUUCAAUAUGUGUCUGACGAUGGGCCUAAUUCUACACCAGACAGUCUGAGCUACCUGUCCCUCUCAAAGCAGACUAUGCUGGCAAAAAACAAGGAUCAACUAUAUUUCCAAAGAACAAGUCCAGCAGAGGAGACACAGAACUCUCCCUCUACUUUCCUGGAGCCUUGUUACAGCUCAUUUUCCACCUCCCCGCCCUCAACAAGCAACUCCACCUCCCUCCAGGGGCCUGGCUCCAAACCAAAAGACUACCCUUCCUCUCCUCCUCCUCCUCCUGUGUCCUCUGGCACAGAGGAAGAGAAACGAGGUGAGGACCCAUACCUCCUCUGUGAUGUUGCUGGAGGAGAAGUCGCGGCCGCUGCGAGUGUCAGCACGCCGCAGGAGGAGAGGAGUCGUAAUGAGGGGCCUCCUUAUCUUAAUCCCCGGGCGCGUGUCGCCCCGAUAGACUCCUCCGCAGCUGAAUGUUUGGCAGAUACUAAAACGCUUGAAUCCAAUAUGGGCACCGUAAUGACCAAGAUAAGUGUCUGCAGCUCCGCUACAAAUCCCUCAAAAGAGCCAGCCACCACCGCCACGCGUAUUAAUCCCAAAAUUAACUGCUUGGCGAUGAGAGAAGCAGAUAGGGGAGAGGGGGAGAGGCAAGGGGAGGUGGAUACUCAGCGGGUGAAGUCAGAGGAGAAGGGGAGGAGAGGACGGAGCAGCUCACAGCAGGAAGCAAAGACUGCGACAGCGAAGCAGGGAAGCUCUCGUUUAAAUGCCAGGACAGCCCAAGAGCGGAGCCACGUCUCAGUGAGACAGCCCACCUUGAGGACGGGGACAGUCAGGAGAGGAACCGUCUCGGGGACAGGAACCUCCAGGAUCCAGCAGUAAGGGAGCUCCUUUGAUCUUUUCAGCAGCGAAUUGAUCUUUCCUCUGGGUCUCAUCGCUCCGGAUAGCCGCUCUGUGUUCCUGGAGCUUUUCACAUUCAUGAUCUCUCAGUUCCUACUGUUGUAAUUGAAGACUGACUCAUCUAAUCGUUUCAGGGUGACCUUCAAAUUGAUUAUCAGCUGAUUCUUUGUCAGACUCUUUAUGUCUUAUUUCAGGGUUGAGCUUGUGAUUAUGCAGCAGCUUUGGGGUUUGGCUGAACAUAUUUAUGAGUUAAUCUGAGGACAGUAUAUAGAAUUUAAAGGAAAGGAAAGACAUUAAGAGUAAGUUUAAGAGUUUAGAAUUAGAAAGAAACUGUGGUAGUAAAAUUAUGUCAAACAAUUUACAAAUGGUCUCAAGGUGACUAAGGGCAGAGAGAUAUUACAUAUGAGCCAUGACUCAUAUAAUUUAAUGUUGGAUCUGUUACAUAAGUCUGGACUAAAGAGGAAAAUACACUGAACAACACAGACUAGCUUUACUGUCUAAAUGCUGGCAGCUCAAAAUCAGCCUCAUCUUUAUUUUGUUAUGGUCUCUAGACCUAAAAAGGACUACUUAAAACAAUUCAGUGUUGCUACUUGAGCUUUUAAACUUUGUGUUUAAAACUGACUAAUGUGAGGUGUUCAAAUGAGGUGGAAUUUACUGUUUCCUUUCUGUUUUGAAUUCCUUUUUUUCGGACAGUUUGUUUUGUUUACCAGAGGCUGGUUUUUCCACAAAUAACAACAUAUCCAACUAAUACACAACGGUGAUCUGGUUCAGGUUUACUGCUAAAUUCAUGUAGUGGCAGUUAGGCUCAAAUAAAAUGUAAAAUGUUUGAAGAUUUAAAAGGGCAAGAGGCAUAAAGACUGAAGACAAAGUGACUGAGGGAAACAACUGACUUUUAUGCUAACUGUCCAGUCAAAGUUUCACUUUUUUAAUUUCUAAACUGGAGCUCUGAGUUUGUCUGUUUUUCUGUUUUUCCACAUCGCCUCUUAAAAGCCUCUGGUUCUGUAAUACUCUGGAGCUACCUCAGUAUUGUUCUGACACCAUGCAUCUUAUCUUUACCCAGUCUGCAUCUUGCUGGGUCUCGGUUCUUUUACGCUGCAGUUGUAAACACUGUUUUCUUACAGCACACUGCUUAAAUCAUAUGCCGCAGCGUUUCAGCACAAGUAGCAUGUCACUUCCUAAAAAUAACUCCUCCUCUGUGUUUCUAGAUUAUGUAAGUAUUCAUAAUCUGCUACUGUCACUUGGUCAAUCUCUUUAGGUCUGCUCUCGGUGGUUGUGGUAGAAGCCCGUCAUUGUGGUAGAAACAGCACUAAAACUAUAGACUGUGAGUUAUGGUGUAAGUCAGUGCACAAAAUAAUAUUGGAUAACUAAGCCAUGCUUCUAUAAUCAAAUAAAGCAAACAAAAUUUAUUUAAGCUAUCAUGAAGUACGAUUUGAAGGGUGGGAAGAACCCCAGUCAUGAUUUACAGAUACAUGUCACUGAUGAGAGAAAAAAUGAAAGAAAUUAAGUCUCUUUUAAUAUUAACCACACUAAAAACACCCUUUUUGGCAUUAAUUAGCUUUAUUAAACUUUUUUUUGAUUAACGUACAAAGACAACACAGUCAUAUUACACUGUAUAGACAGAAGUAUAUUUGGACUGAAAGAAGUGAUUAUUAGGGAUGUGUGUGACUAAUUGAAGUGUUACCUUUACUAGUUAGCUCCAGAAAUACCAGUGACUUAAAGUAAUUAUUCAUAUUUUAGUAUAAUAAUUCAAUUCAAUUUUAUUUAUAUAGCUCCAAAUCACAACAAACAGUCACCUCAAGGCGCUUUAUGUUGUAAGGUAAAGAGUGUACAAUAAUACAGAGAAAACCCAACAAUCAAAACGACCCCCUGUGAGCAAGCACUUGGCAACAGCUAGCUUAGCAUUACUAUUAACUUAGUAAACUGUUAGUUCUGUGCAGUCACCAACAGAAGACAGCAGCACCCUGCUCUCUAAGCGGUUGUAUGCAGGCUUUGUCAGAGUAACCAACCAGAGCAAUAUGUAACCACAUUCUGCAUUCCGCUCAUUCUCUGUGGACGUUAACCUAAAAGGAAAGAAGGCUCUUGGUGCCAUGGAGUCUGCAGUGCUAGCACUGCUCAUGCUAGCACUGUUGAAGUUAGCCACACUUGGCAAACUAAUCUGACUGUGUGCCUAAUGUUAUGCACGGAGCCACAUAUUUCAGCAUCAUUUAAAACACAGUUUGAUUGUUGAAGAAUGUGGUUAACUAUUUAAAUGGCUCUAAAAUACAUGUUUGUAUCAGACUGGUCCACUAGUCUGGCUAAUUUUCUCUGUUUAAUUGACUGGUAACAUAGUCACCAGGAACAUCACUUGUCACUACCUACAACACAGACUGAAGAUAUCUGACACAGUCGCAUCCUUCUCAUUCAUUUGUAGGGGUAAUUUGGAGUCGUCUUUUUGUAACAUUACUAAAUCUCAAGACCUGACCCCACAAAUUCAAAAAUGGGCAACACUGUUUCUUUUUUCAAAUGCCUAAUACUGUUACUCUUCUGGUAAUUUCUCUGAAUGUGAAGUGCUUGCUCCUGAAUUGAUGUACUAAACUGAAGGACUGGUUUGGGGUAUUUACUGACCAGUUCGUUUUUUUGUGAAAAUUACGAAAAGAGACAGAAUAGGAGUAAAGUUGUCUUUGUUUUAAUUCCAGUUAUCUGAUUAUGACUCAGUUCUCAAGUUUUUUUUAAAUAUAAAUGUAUAAACGCAGGUUUUUUUUUUUUUUGAGAAAGAGUUUGUCUACUUUUGCAGCUAGAGUGCAGCAACCUAUUUUUUCCAGGGCCCCCCCAAGUCAAGUAAUUCUCUUGUCCAAAGGCUCUUUCAGAUACAUGAGAAGUACUGCCUGAUAAGGUCAAAAUUUUGAGGAAGGGAAGUUCCUUGAUAAUUGUCCUGCUUUACAAACUCAUUGAACAUACCCUUAGCCAUGUCUUGUAGGGUAAAUUUGGAUGAUACUAUAGUGAAUCCUCAGUUUGAGAAAGCAUGUGUUUAGCCUGUCUUUUUCAGAACCAAUGUCCCCUUUCAAAGUGCUGCUUGAUUAGUAAACCAAAUAUACCCCCCCGCCACACACACAAAAUUCUCUACAAGCAUUCAUUUAUUCCAUGACAGUUCAUAUUUACCACUUUAUCAGCUAUUUAAGAGCAGCUAUAAGGCGGUAAAGUCCAUCUAAAUACAUGCGGAAAAAAAUCUUUCCCCUGCCUGCUAGGACCAGUGUUUGCAAAACUGCAAACUGAACCAUGUGUCCAAAAACAAAACAAAACAAACAAAAAUUAAGUAAAAACAAAACGGUAUUCUAUCUAUGCAACACGACCAAAGUUGGUGAAAGCUGAAGUGGUGUUGUAUAGGCAUAUUAAGGUUUGACAAAUGUUGGUGGGGCGUGUGUUGUAUUAAUACUGCUGUAUGUAUUUACACGAAUAUUGUACCAUGUAUCAUUUUUAUUUUUUACCUUCUGGAUGACUCCUGAGAUGAUGAUUAGCAGUGACGCUAGAGUUUGGGAUUGGUGCCGAGAUAGGUGCGCGUGUGUGUAGUACAAUAUAGGAUUUGAAAUCUUUAAAGUAUAAUUGUGUGCCUUGCUCCACUUUUACUUCUCCUACCUUUUUUUUUUUUUCAAAUAAAUACACAGCUUUCCCAGGUAGAAAACAUGUGACAUGCAAGAAAAAACAAAACAAACAAAAAAAAAAGCAACAACAGCAAGGUUCACAUUGAGCUUGUGUAUAUAUGUAAAGGUGUAAAACCUUGGUGUAAAAUGCAAGAAGGAGGAAUGCUUGGAGUCUGUGUUUUUCUCUUUAUGUGAUCUGUGAUGUGAAAUAUCUUUAUUAUUAGUACUGCCAUAAAGAGCUUGAGUGCAUGGUUCCUGCUAACUAAAGCCAAC